AUCUUCACAUGUUCUCGAUCAGACGUGUCACGUUUUACUAGGACUCCGUUUUCCAGUUUAUUCCGUGUUUCUUAGUUUCCGGAUAUCUCUUGAGGUUGUUGUUUGUAAAAUGGACACGGGUCAGAUUGUCAACUAUAUCCGCGCCCGCCUUACCAGCAAAUGUUCGCUGCUGACGAAAUCGCUGCGCAGUCCGUCGUCGCGCUCAUCGCCGCGAGCCAAAACUGGACGAAGCGCGUCGCGUUCACCCUCCGCUGCGCGCAGCCCCUUCCGCAGUUUUCCCUGCGCUGUUCUUCGCUGGGGUAGGCAUUUUUGCGGGCCUCCAUCUUCCACAUGUGGCAUUUGUCUAUUUGUUUGACUGUGAUCGGUUCUUUUCGCAUUUAUCUCAGCUGGAACGGGAAAUGAUAUUCCGUACGGAACAGAUGAAUGUUUAUAUGGCGGAUGCGUUCGGUGUGCUGGCGAUUGUGCACACACCACCACUGACACCAGCACGGAAUACCCUGUUUCCCAAAGAAGAAGUCAACUUUAUUAAUCGCUUCAGUCUCAAUCCAGGGGUGUUCCUUGCCGGCAUCUACUUCAUCUACUCAGCCGUCACCGAUUCCCUGGACAUCAGCACCGUGCAGGGUUUUCGUGUCAACCGCGGCGCCGGCCACUCGCCGCUGACGGUCUGCGUGGGCCUUGGCAAUCCUUUUUACCUGUAUUUAUUGGGAGUAAACGGGUCUGUUAUUGGCCUCGUCCUCUGUUUAACCGGCUGGCUGCUCAUCGAGAGCUUCGGCGGCGGCGUCAUUGCACAGUGCACACUACCGUGCUUCCUGUUCAACCACGGGGAGGCUGCGCGGGUCAUGUGGACGCCGCCGAUGCGCGAGAGCUUCGGCUAUCCGUUCUUUGUCGUGGAGAUGCCGGUCGUGGCGUACCUGCUGAAGACGGGCUGUCGCAGCUGGCAGCUAGAUGGGCGUGACGUGGGGACUGUUUAUUUUGCAUUGGCAGGAAUCUUAUAUGAAUUACGAUUGUGGGGAUUGAUUUUAUUUAUAAUUCCUGCAUGGACUCAUGGGUAUGAUCGCAUUAUGCCCUGCCGCUCUUCUUCGGCCUGAUGCUCAUCUUCUCCAUCAACCUUUUUCCAUGUGCUGUGUAACGAUUCACGCAAAUGGGUGAUCAAGACCAUCGUCCCUUACGGUUCACCGCCGUCGUAAAUACGAGCACGUUUCCGAGGACAGGGAAAUCGGUGGAGCAAGCAAGGUUAUAGAAAAAUUCGGUUUUCGUCGAUCUUACAAUAGCUCUAAACCUAAAGUAUGAAGACUGGAUUACCCUUCUCGAAAUAUGACCGGCCCUUUGGAGUCCGGAGGGUCUCUUUAAUAAUCUAGUUUUCUGUAGUGUGGUACCGACAUUUCAGCAAAUAAAUUGUUUAAAUACAUCGAAGGAGUACAACUACUGAGUUUUGUUUAUAGAAGGUCAUGCAAAUCCAUGCAGGUACUCUGGAAAUUCGUUAUUAUGUACUAUGGUUGUUCGUACAAUGAGGAAUUAUUUAUUUCUGUGUUCGGCACCACUGAAUUUUCUCGGCUGUCAUAGCAAAUUA
Messenger RNA from Paramacrobiotus metropolitanus, 1570 nucleotides. RefSeq names its product probable C-mannosyltransferase DPY19L1. Gene Ontology annotation, molecular function: mannosyltransferase activity. The record is from RefSeq and is a predicted model, not a curated record. Lineage: Eukaryota; Metazoa; Tardigrada; Eutardigrada; Parachela; Macrobiotidae. Gene Ontology annotation, cellular component: nuclear inner membrane. The transcript has 5 exons. Bases 399 to 1088 code for a protein of 229 amino acids.